Gracilinanus agilis (Agile Gracile Mouse Opossum) is the source of this 2409-nucleotide messenger RNA. RefSeq names its product BAG cochaperone 3 (gene BAG3). Gene Ontology annotation, biological process: negative regulation of striated muscle cell apoptotic process; protein stabilization; muscle cell cellular homeostasis. Bases 2 to 1804 code for a protein of 600 amino acids. Gene Ontology annotation, molecular function: adenyl-nucleotide exchange factor activity; protein-folding chaperone binding. Gene Ontology annotation, cellular component: cytosol; membrane; cytoplasm. The transcript is spliced from 5 exons. NCBI's taxonomy places the organism in Eukaryota, Metazoa, Chordata, Mammalia, Didelphimorphia, Didelphidae. The record is from RefSeq and is a predicted model, not a curated record.
CAUGAGCGCGGCCACUCACUCUCCAAUGGUGCAGAUGGCGACCAGCAACAGUGGCAACGGCGGGGAUCGAGACCCCUUACCCCCAGGCUGGGAAAUUAAAAUCGAUCCCCAGACCGGUUGGCCCUUCUUCGUGGAUCACAACAACCGGACCACUACGUGGAACGACCCGCGCGUCCCCCCAGAGGGGCCCAAACCAAAUAGGAGCCCCUGGAGGGAAAAAGGAGCUUUGAGGACACAGGAGAAUAAUGGUACAGAGGAAAGUCAAUCAUCAGCCAACGGCCCAUCUGAGGAAAGUCCCAAGCUACCUCCUACUAGGGAGGGUAUCCCAGUGUAUCCCCAGCUUCGUGCUGGUUACAUUCCCAUUCCAGUUAUCCACGAAGGCUCUGAAAACUGGCAGCAGCAACAACACCCACUCUACUCUUAUCAGCCUGGGAUGCAGCGAAUGAAAGUAAAGCCAACCCCUCUGAGAUCUCAGUCACCUUUACCAUCCUUUCCCCAAGCAGAAUCCAGUGUCAGAAACUCAUCUGAAUCUGCCCGAUCAGAAAAAUCAAGUGGAAAGGCUGCUGGGGUUCAGAGAUCCCAUUCUCCAGACCCUUCUGCCGGUACCUCUUCCUCACAGCCUUCAUCCUCUACCAGGAGUGGCAGGGGAAGCCACCAGCUUCCCCGAGGCUACAUCCCUAUUCCUGUGAUUCAUGAGCACGCCCACAGGCACCCAUCCCCAGCACAUGGUUUUCAUCACGUCCAUAAGACUCACUAUCCAACGGUGGAUUUACAUUCUCAUCAGCCAGUGCACAGGAUCCAUGCUGAUGAUCGGGAGCCCAAGUCUGGCCGAUCACAGUCCCCCUUCAAAGUGGCUUCCAGGGACUCAUCCAGCCGGGAAGAAUCUCCAUGCAGAGCUAAUGCAUCACGUCUCUCGCAGUCUCCUGCCCGAGUACAGCCUGCUUUGGACAGACCUCAGGCUUCUUCUCAGCAGCCAGGGGUCCGCCAAGAGUCAUCCUCAGGGUCCCAAUCUGAUGGCAAACCAGAAAGUAAGUCAAGCCCUGUUGGAUCAGAUCUCUCUUCAGGCUAUGUCCCAAUUCAAGUUAUUCACAAGGAGGCUGAUUCUAAACCAGCUUCCAAGAAACGUGCACCUCCUUUGGAAAAGGUUGAAGUAAAGGUCUCUGCUUCCCCGGCUCCCAGCUCCUCUCCUGUUCCCAGCCCUUCUUCUUCCCCCUCCCUUUCCAAGAGUUCAGCUGCAGAAGAGCGUCCAACCUCCCCUGUUCCUUCCUCUCCCAAACAAGCACAGAAGAAGCCAGCUGAUUUGGAAGGAGGAGACCCCAAACAUCCUGGUGUAAAGAAAGUAGAAGCAAUCCUGGAAAAGGUCCAAGGGCUUGAGCAGGCUGUGAAUUCAUUUCAAGGUAAGAAGGCAGACAAACAAUAUUUGAUGAUCGAAGAGUAUUUGACCAAAGAGCUUCUGGCCUUGGAUUCAGUGGACCCAGAAGGACGUUCCGAUGUGCGUCAGGCCAGAAGGGAUGGCGUAAGGAAGGUCCAGCAGAUUUUGGAAAAACUUGAACAGAAAGUGGAAGAGGAUGUCCCUGGGCAAGUUCAGGUUUACGAACUCCACGAAAGCUCCUCAAAGGAUGAUUGUCCCCUGGAGGAGGCUUCUGUGCCAAGCACUACCACAUCUGUAGGCAAAAGUAAGAAGAGUACAAAGGUCAAAAAGGAACCCAAAACAGAAACGGAUCAGGCUAACACCAAAGAUGUAGUAGAUGCCAGCACAUCUACAAACUCAGUCAUGCUGCAGCCAUCUUCCUAUUCUAAAUAAAAAACUAACUUGGACUUGGGACCUUGAUCCUGUGUGCUUAAAGAAAUUUUAAGUUGCAUGCAUUUCAGGAACUUUGCAGCCAUUGGUUUUUAAUAAACAUAGCAGCUUGGGGGGUUCACAGUAACAGCUUAGGCCACAGUAAAAGUAGUGGGGAUAAUAAAUAGGGGUGAAACCCUAACACCGAAAGGGCUAGAAUGAAAAUAACGCUUUUUCUUCUGUAUUCUUCUCUUGUAUAAAUAAAGAAGCUGCUUGUUGUUUCAAAAAGUUAGUCCCAUACUUGAGUCAUUCUGGUGCCCUUUGGGUACAAGGACAUGCUAUGGUAAUCAGUGUGCAUAUUCUCUUCCCAGGAAGCUUCCUUGGCCCAUUUGUUUUCUAGGGAGCUGGGGAGGAGAAAUGAAUACAUCGGCAAUCAAGAAUAAGCAAGCUGAUUUUUCAGAAGUAGCAACUUUUCAACAAGAUGGGUUUUUUUUUCCUUCUUUUUACCAUUGGGCACUUUAAGAAAUGGCAGAUAGGAAGUAUAUGAUCAAUCAUAGUAAUAUUUAUGUGUGGACAACUUUCAGUGCUAAAUUUUAAGAAUGGAAAAUAAACCAAGAAUAAUAUAAUAA